AUGCCAAAGCUAAAAGUAGGAUCACGCAGAAAGUUGACUCCUGAAGAAAAAGCUCCACUUGGAUUGGUCAUAAAAGAUACAAUCCCAAAACACCUUGCUUGGGGUUCUAUGGAUGCUCCAGACCUAUCUGCCAUGCAGG
Molecule: messenger RNA, 139 nt
Organism: Paraglomus occultum
Lineage: Eukaryota; Fungi; Glomeromycota; Glomeromycetes; Paraglomerales; Paraglomeraceae
Source: the annotation of a GenBank genome assembly